GGUGGGUUUUCUCUUGCUUUUGCCUCUAAGUUUUAGGAAAGGCUUUUCCACACGCUUUGAUCAGACCCUCGAAACACGAGCAAGAGUGUACGAGUGUAAGAGCAAGCUAGGUAGAGUAAGAGAGUGAGCCCCUCCUCUCUUCCUCUUCAUUAAGCUUUCUGAAACAAACCCAACGGCACUACACACACAGUGAUAUAUAUCAGAGAUAGUUCAGAGUUAUAUGAGAAAAUGGGGGACACAGCGAGGAGGAUUGUAGCAUCGAGUGGGAGAGUAAUAAACAAAGGAGUAAGCUGGGUUGCGUUCUGUAUUCUGGACCUUUUAGAUAUUGUGUUGUGUGUGGUGUUCAAGGUGGUGGAUUUGGUGGUGGAGGGUGAAUGGAAGCCUUGCUAUUGCUCGCCGGGAUCGGCGAAGGAAGCCAUGAGAGGAGGUGACAUCUUGGUGUCCGAGCACGGCGGCGAAUCCAAGAUCCUGUCUCUGACCACCUCCUCCAAGGUAUUGCAGUUGGAGGACAUCUCAGACACUCUCUUCUCACGUCCUUCAUUGUUGUCGCAUCAGUUGAAGCGCUUCCAUGAUUCGUCUCGCAAGAACAAUAGCACGUCGUUCACCGUCAACUCCACCAUCGUCGAGAUGCUCGGAAGAAGACAGCAGUACUGUCACCACCCCACUACCACCAGAUGGUCCGACUGCGAUUGCCAGCUAUGCACGGGUUGGAUCUCUCCUUCUUCCAAAGGCAAACUCUUUGUCAGAACUCAAGGACCCAUGACCACAGGGGGAACGAGAAGAGGAGGGGAAGAUGUGGUGUUUAUACAUGGGUUCAUAUCGUCGUCGUCAUUCUGGACGGAGACAUUGUUUCCGAAUUUCUCCGGCAAGGUGAAGUCCAGUUACCGGUUGUUUGCGGUUGAUCUGCUGGGGUUUGGAAGAAGUCCGAAGCCAAGCGAGUCUCUGUACACGUUGAGGGAACAUUUAGAGAUGCUAGAGACGUCGGUGUUAGAGCCCUACAGGCUUCAAUCGUUCCACAUUGUGGCUCAUUCUUUGGGGUGCAUCCUUGCCCUCGCCCUUGCCGUUAAGUACCCUCGUUCUGUCAAGUCCCUCACUCUCCUUGCUCCCCCAUUUUAUCCUGUGCCGAAGGCGGCGGCGGCUCAGGCGACGCAAUACAUGAUGAGCAGAGUGGCGCCGAGGCGCGUGUGGCCGCCGAUCACCUUCGGGGCGUCCAUGGCGUGCUGGUACGAGCACAUUACGCGAUUGAUUUGCUUCGUCAUCUGCAAGAACCACCGCCUCUGGGAAUUUCUCACCAAACUCAUCACCCGAAACAGGUUGAGGACGUUCUUGCUGGAAGGUUUCUUCUGCCACACUCACAACGCAGCCUGGCACACUCUCCACAACAUCAUAUGUGGCACCGCCGGCAAGAUGGAGGCCUACCUGGACGCCGUCAAUGACAACCUUAACUGUAAAGUCACCGUCUUCCACGGCAAAGACGACGAGCUCAUCCCUCUGGAAUGUAGCUACGAGCUUCAGAGAAGGAUCCCUCGUGCCAACGUUAGAGUCAUCGAUGACAAGGACCACCUUACCAUCGUUGUCGGUCGACAGCAAGAUUUCGCUCGAGAACUCGAGCAGAUUUGGACCUCUUAUUAAUUAAAAACUCAAACCUAUAUCUCCAUUUCCAAUUGUGGCAACAACAUAUCACUACGCAUCUUUUUCUGUUCUUUUUCUCGUUCUUCUCUUUAUUGUUUCUCUUCCAGCUAAGCUUGCGUCGAGUGAUCUUGAGAUGUGAUGGGUGCCAGCAACUGCAAUAUAAUCGGCUCCUUCAAGUUUCAACCAAUUAAAGAAGGAGUUAGUGAAUAUAUGAGUUGGGUAUAAAAUAAUUUCUCUCAAGUAUAGCAAGUCCAGAAAUAGAUGCGUGCAUCGCACGUUUGUGGCUCGAAUGAGUAUUUAUGACUGCCCAUUUCGUGUUUGUUCAAAUUCAUGACCAUGCUAUUUAUUCA
Molecule: messenger RNA, 1982 nt
Organism: Prosopis cineraria
Lineage: Eukaryota; Viridiplantae; Streptophyta; Magnoliopsida; Fabales; Fabaceae
Product: probable lysophospholipase BODYGUARD 1
Exons: 4
Coding region: 229-1632 (467 amino acids)
Source: RefSeq, a predicted model, not a curated record